GAAGAAUUUGACAAUGUACAACUGAAAUCGGGUGCAAAAGGUGUGCUGUCGUUUAUCGCGCAAGCACGAGAUUGGGAGACGGAAGGUGAAUACAUACGAGCAAUUCAGUGCUAUAUGAAAGCUAAGGAGUCCGAUAUGGCCGAUGCUGAAAUGAUCGCAGGUGAUUUGGCAAUAAAAUUUCUCUCUGAUGACGAUGCUUCUGCGGUGAUAGAUGAAAUCGCGGAACGUUUCAUCAGUCUCAAAAGGUUCAAUGAAGCAGCAGACUUGUUUUUAGCUUCAAGUCGUCCAGACAGUGCUGUUAAAGCAUUCGUACUUGCUGGACAGUGGGCGAAAGCGAAGAAGGUGGCAGCAGAAUUUGUUCCUGAUAUGGUUGAAUUUGUGGAUGAGAGAUACAAGGAAUCACUGAAGAAUGAAGGUCGAUUAGGUGAACUGAUUGAUGUUGACGUGAUCAGUGCAAUCAGUGCGCUAAUUGAACAUGGACAAUGGGAAAAAGCUCUGGAAACAGCUCGUCAACAAAAAGUCCUGUUCUUUUGUUUUUUGAAUAAUUGUUUACCCGAAAAACACUUCGAUUAUUGUAGAAUUUGA
Gongylonema pulchrum is the source of this 585-nucleotide messenger RNA. The record is from the annotation of a GenBank genome assembly. Lineage: Eukaryota; Metazoa; Nematoda; Chromadorea; Rhabditida; Gongylonematidae.